Molecule: messenger RNA, 1627 nt
Organism: Lineus longissimus
Lineage: Eukaryota; Metazoa; Nemertea; Pilidiophora; Heteronemertea; Lineidae
Product: adenine phosphoribosyltransferase-like
Exons: 6
Coding region: 267-818 (183 amino acids)
Biological process (GO): adenine salvage; AMP salvage
Cellular component (GO): cytoplasm
Molecular function (GO): AMP binding; adenine binding; adenine phosphoribosyltransferase activity
Source: RefSeq, a predicted model, not a curated record
GCUCGAGACUCGUAUCACGCAUAUUUUCACCUCACUCACUAUUUUUCUCCGAACAGCAGUUUUACUUUUCCAAAAGAGGAGGUCAUUGAGGUACUCCGGUCCGACACCAUUUAGUGACUUGUGGAUCACACACAGAACUUUGAAUUCAAUCCUGGCUUCAAUCCUGGCUUCAAUUCUGGUACUGGUAUUAAGCGCCAUGAUGACUGCGUACAAUUAGUUAGAUCUUCCGGUACAUUAUUUGAGGUACUGUAGUGUAAAGCAGCAAGAUGGCUCACAAUAUAGAACGCAUCCGCAAAAUCAAGGACGCGAUUACUGCAUAUCCAGAUUUCCCAAAACCGGGCGUUUUAUUCAGAAAUGUGUUUCCGGUGUUGAGGAACCCUGUAUUACUGGAGGAUCUGAUCAACCUCUUAGCAGAGCAGAUCUCUAAUAAAGCAAAGAAAAGUGGAUGCAGCAUAGAUGCCAUUGUUGGCAUUGAUUCAAGGGGUUUCCUGUUUGGGCCAAUGAUCUCGGCAAAGUUGGGCACAGCUUUUGUUCCGAUUAGGAAGAAAGGGAAGCUGCCUGGAGAGUGUAUUCAAUUAUCAUAUAAGUUAGAUUAUGGAGAGGACACAGCAGAAAUUGAAAAAGACUCUAUAACACCCGGUCAAAAUAUUGUGAUAAUUGAUGAUCUUCUAGCAACAGGAGGUACAAUGAAAGCCGCCUGUGAUCUCUGUCAGCAAGUUGGUGGGUACAUCAUCGAGUGUGUCGUUGUUGUUGAGCUUGACAACCUCAAGGGACGGGAUAUUAUUGUACCAGAAGUAUUUUCACUCAUAUCCUAUUGAUGUCAUCAAGGCUCACCUAGUGUACUUACUACAUGUACGUCUUGUAUCUUUCUUACAGAUUUCUUCUUGGCUGAUGUAGUGCCAAUUCAUAUUCAAUCAUCCAAUUUUUUUGUGAUCGUCCAGGUAGGUUCGAAGUGGUAAAAAUCUGUGUCCAUUUUAUUUCAAAACAUGUAUAUGUGAUGCAUGUUAACAUUACAUGCGGCAAUUGCGACGUAAAUUUUUAAUUAAUUUUUUAAUUUUUCCAUUUUUGACCCUUUAGCACUCCAGCGUUCUAAUUGUUUUUCCAUCUGUUCCUUCCGAGUAUCAAAUGUUUUACUUGUCAGUUAACGGAUAACUCUUUGACUGAGCAGAAGUUCAACUUCUAACAUGAGCUCAAGUAGAUUGUUUUGAUUCUGCACUAUCUCGUCAGAUGUCACCUAAAUCGCGGGCAUCCACGGGCAUGUGAAGGAAAAAGCUGCGGACGUCCACGGGCGUUUGGAGUGCUAAAUGGUUAAAGACUCGUGUGUCGUGUCUGUAAAUGAAUUGCGGCCAAAAUUAUUGUUUUCUACUGCUGUUACUGCUGUUGGUAGUGCGUCGAGGGCCUAUUGGUGCUAUUGAUGACUUAAAAUGUUGUAUUUUUCUCAAUGAAAUGAUCAAAGCUGUCUUUUGUUAUGUAUAAAAUGCUAGGAAAUUUCAAAUCAUUUUGAAUCAACUUGUGCUACUUUUACAUGUACUUAUCCCAAAUUUGCCCUGUGUCUUACUUCAUUUAUGUAAUUCUUUUGAUACCUCAACCACUAUAUUUGAUCAUUAAAACUCUUUCAACCUCAACA